This is a messenger RNA of Drosophila busckii, 2243 nucleotides long. RefSeq names its product solute carrier family 2, facilitated glucose transporter member 1 (gene sut1). Gene Ontology annotation, molecular function: hexose transmembrane transporter activity. Gene Ontology annotation, cellular component: membrane. The transcript is spliced from 7 exons. Gene Ontology annotation, biological process: monosaccharide transmembrane transport. Lineage: Eukaryota; Metazoa; Arthropoda; Insecta; Diptera; Drosophilidae. The record is from RefSeq and is a predicted model, not a curated record. Bases 351 to 1868 code for a protein of 505 amino acids.
CUCUCAGCAUUUACAGUUGCACACAGCUGUUUGUGGGCGAAAGACGUCGCCGCUUCUCUCUUGUUUAAGGCGCCGGGUUUUGCGUGUGUGACAUGUUGGCAAGCGUCAUAUAAUAGAUAUUUUUAUUAUUUGUUUUACUAAUUUCGCUGUGAUCAAUAUUUAGGCACGCUUAACAAUUUGGUUAUCUAGGUGUGUAUGUGUGAGCGCGUUCGUUGUUAUACAACACUAACAAGCAAACGCAAAUGCCGGUCAACAUAAAUAUAGACCGCUUGUUAGAAUAACGCACACGUGUGCGCCUUACUUAAAGUGAAGUUUUGUUAACAACAUUAAAAAUAAAAAAAAGUGUAAACAUGUCGGCUAGUUAUCAAGUUGAAACAGAACGCUUAAAUCCAACAUUUAAGACCGCAAUAGCGCCAGCGCAAACGCAAUCAAAUCAGAGAGCGCCAUGGGGCAAACUUCUAUUGCUGGUGGCCUUCGCCACGACCCUGGGAGCAGCUGUACCCACCGGCUAUUGCAUUGGCGUUAUCAAUGCGCCCGCUGCGAUAAUUCAAGCCUGGUGCAAUCAAACUGUGAUUGAGCAAUAUCACACUUACUUGAGUGAUGGUGCACUGGAUUUGCUUUGGUCUUCGGUUGUCUCAAUCUUUUUGGUUGGCGGUGCUAUUGGCUCGUUGGGUGGUGCUGGCCUGGCCAAUAAAUUCGGUCGCAAGAGCUGCCUGUUCAUCUGCGCCGUGCUCUUCACCAUUGGCUCACUGCUCUUCUAUUUCUGUCGUGCCGCCAAAUCGGUUGAGAUGCUGCUGUUGGGUCGCUUCAUAGUGGGCUUGGCCUCUGGUCUAGUCACUGCCAGUUUGCCCAUGUAUCUGUCAGAGAUUGGAUUGCCCGCACAGCGUGGCACGUUGGGCGUAUUUUGCGCUGUGGGCGUAACCGGCGGUGUUGUUGUCGGCCAAGUGUUUAGUCUGGCGAAUAUCUUUGGCACUGAGGAGCUUUGGCAUUACGCUCUAACAGCGCAUAUGUUUUUAAUAGUUAUCUGCUAUCUGCCCUUUUACAUAUUCCCGGAGAGUCCGAAGUAUUUGUAUAUAAUGAAGGGCAAUACUAACGAGGCGAAAAGAGAAUUGCAGCGACUGCGCGGCAUCAAUGCUCACCAGCUGAUAGAGCAGGAGCUGGCCGAGAUGGCAGCGGAGGCUGGCGAUACCACACAGGCGAGCAGCUUCUGCGAUGUGCUGCGGGACAAGCGUCUAUUGAUGCCGCUGUUCAUAGUCUGCUGCUUCCAAGGCGGUCAGCAGCUAUCGGGCAUUAAUGCAAUAUUUUAUUACUCCGUGUCUAUAUUCACCAAAGCGGGCUUCAGCAAAACGAAUGCCGAGUGGUGCAAUCUAGGCGCCGGCGUCUUAAACUUGAUGGUGUCACUACUGGGACCACUGCUCAUGGCCACCUGCAGGCGUCGCAAGCUGAUGAUGUUAUCCAGCUCCUUUUGUGCGCUCUUUCUAUUUCUAUUUGCCUUUGUGCUCUAUUAUAUCGAAACUAUUCACUGGUUCGCUUAUGCCUGCAUUAUUUGCAUUAUGGGCUAUAUAUUCUUCUAUCAGUUUGGUCUCGGCCCUAUACCCUAUUUUAUUGGCUCAGAACUUUUUGAGGUGGCGCCACGCUCAGUGGCCAUGUCCAUGGGCAGUCUGUCUUCCUGGGCUUGCAAUUUUAUAAUUGGCAUGACCUUUCCCAGCCUGCAACGCGCUUGGGGCGCCUUUGUUUUUCUACCCUUCUCCAUAACCUGCGUGCUGCUCUUUGUGCUAACGAAAUUCUAUCUGCCGGAAACAUUACGUCGCGAUCCGUCCGCUGUGGCGCCACUCAUUGCCAAAGGCUUCCGCUCCAAGCUCAAAUGAGUCUUGACUACUACUAAAUAUAAGCUAGCAUAUAUACAAUACUUAGUUAAAGUUAUUGCCGGAUGUGUUUACUAAGCCAAGUGCCUGCAAUGACAAUAAGUAUGCCUUGCAUGUGAAUUUUUAAUGAAUAUUAUUAAUGCUCAAUCAAAAGUGUUUGCCUGCUGUAAUCGAAAGUUCAAUGUACAACUAGUUUUAAGUAAUUUGUAAGGCUAGGCCUUUUAGCUUUACGCGUAGCUACAAACUACAUUUGUCCAUUUUAUCUUAUCGACGAACAAGUGCAAGCUAAUAGCUUGAAGCAAGACUGUAGUUACUUUACUAAUUAAAUUUAAUCGUUUUAAGAUAAACAAUAAACUUGGAAACGGAAUAUGCUAUUAA